AGUCUGCGUCCUACCAGAGGACCUACAUCAGGUACGUGCUAUUGUGAGAAACAGCACUGAUGAAGAAUAUGACAUUGUGACAUUACCCAGAGGAAAUGGUGAACCUUUACCAGAAACCAGCCUGGACAGUGAGUCUGAGAUGGAAGACUGGGAUACACAGAUGGAUGGAGCAGAAGAACGAUGGCCUAAAAGAGCUGCAUUCAAAAUGUCAAGCAUGUAUGCUGUUGUAACCUUGCGAGAUUCAGAUGAGGUGAUGGUGGCAGCAUCAAACUGGCUGAACACAGACAAGACACAAUGUCACUGGCCCCCAUUCAGAUCAGCAGAGAAGUACAUGCAAGCUGUGAAAGACAGAACUGAGCCUUCAACAGCAGGAAAACCAUGGGACAUGUUAAACAUUCUCUUACAUGCAGAAUACGACACCUAUCAGGAGGCUACAACGAAAAAAGAGGAACUUGUAAGAGCACAGAAAGAUGGUUUGUAUGCAGUCAUUACCCUGCAAGAAUCAAGUGAGCUGACUGUGAUACCAACAAACUGGCUGAAUGAACACAAGACACAAUGUUACUGGCCUCCAUUCAAGGCACCUAAGACAUGCACAGAAGCUGUAAAGAACAGACUUGAACCUGCUAGAGGAGAAAAUCCAUGGGAGAUGCUGAACAUCAUAUUUCAUGAACAACAUGCCACUUUUGAACAGGCUAAAGAGAGGGAAGAAGCACUCAGACAGCAGACUGAACCACCCUCUACAUCUUUUGGAUGUCUUGAAAGACAAAACUCUCCACUGCGGUCAGGAAUAUCCACUGGUGGCUUUUCCUCCCAAACCACAGUCAUUAGUCAUGGUAUUAAAAGAAAACGUGAAGAGUCUCCAGAUAUCACUGCACGGCCACUGAUGACUACAGAUAUGGAGAUAAGAAACAAAGCAAAGCAGGUCAUUGAAAGAGUUAUGGCCCAAAUUCAGACCACAACAAAUGCAUUAAAACCUGACAUUGUUUCUGAAGCAUUCCUGGAUCCAGAAAAUCCAGUUCUGGAAGCUACAGAAACCGAGAUUCCAAAACUGAGGGAUGUUCUGAAGAAUCUUAAUAAGAACAUCAACAGAAAACUGACCAGAGAUUAUGUCAAUGAAGCAAAAGGGGUUUUGUCUUUGAUCCAAGGUGUCCAACUGGAUGCAGAUGAAAAUAUGACAAAAGCCAAAGUCCACAGCGAUCUGGAGAUAAACCUACAUAGGGCACUGAAAGAGUUGAAAUGUCAGUUUGACUCGUGCUAUAAGACUCUGGAAGACUGUCUCUCAGCUGGAGUUGAAGAAUCAGUGAGAUCAUGUGUGAAGACCACACAAGACAUGAUCGAAUCUGCUCGACCAAAAGAUAACAGAGGUUUUCAUAAAAUUUAUCGAGCAAUGUGUGAGAGAAAAGGAUAUUACUGGCCAAAAGCCUGGGACGCACCUUUAGAGUUAAACACGUGUUUGAGCAAACACAUGUAUGACAACCUCGAUGAGGAGUUUGAAUUAAUAUUUCCGUAA
Molecule: messenger RNA, 1510 nt
Organism: Sinocyclocheilus grahami
Lineage: Eukaryota; Metazoa; Chordata; Actinopteri; Cypriniformes; Cyprinidae
Exons: 13
Coding region: 140-1510 (456 amino acids)
Molecular function (GO): GTPase activity
Source: RefSeq, a predicted model, not a curated record